AUGUAAAAAAUAAGUGAUUUGCCAAAGAGACCUGCAAGAUCGCAGAGAUUGGAACAAAUAAGCAGACGUAUAAAUCUGAUUUCUAAUCACUUUCCCAUUAAGUUUAUCUAGUAAAAUCAAGCGAUUAAUAUUUACUCAGUUGAUUUUGAUCCACCAAUAGCAGAUGAUGCUAGAAAAUUGAGAGAAGAAAUAGUUAAAUUGGCAACUCGAGAUCUGUAGACUUAAAGACUUGAAGAAUUCACAUUAAGAGGAAGAAACAUCUGGUCAUCCAUCAAUAUCCAAGAUCGUCUCAUAGCCACGGUCACCUUCCAAGGCUAAGAAUAUAGGGUUCUCGUUGAACACAAAAAGGAGUACACUUUGCAAGACCUUUCAGAAACAACUGUCAAUCCAGUCACUUAAUCAAUCAACGUAGCAGUCAAAAGAUCGUUAAGAGAAAUGGGCAUGAUUGAAAUUGGCAGACAAUCCAAGUUUUAUGAUCCCAGAGAUAUUGAUUGCAACAGACAUGGAUUGAAAGUGUGGAGAGGAGUCAAAACUUCCUUCCAAAUGUAUCAAGGCAAACCUUAUCUCCAGAUAGAUUUCGCAUCUAGAGUUCUGAGAGAUCAGACGGCCUUGCAAUUCAUGAUGAGUCUCAACACCAGGAAUAUAUAGGACAUUUAAAAUGAAAUGAUUGGAUUGAGUGUGUUGGCAGCCUAUGGAAAUUGUAGAAUAUAUAAAAUAGACGAAAUCGACUUCACUGUCUCUCCUUUGCAUUCAUUUCAAUUAUAAGAUGGGAAGUCUAUCACUUAUCAAGAGUAUUACAAACAGAGAUAUAAUAUCUAAAUCAGAGAUCUCCAACAACCUCUCAUAGUGAAUCGAGACAAGAGAAAUCAAGAUAAGAUUAUUUACUUGGUGCCUGAAUUAUUGACUAUGACAGGAUUGACUGAUCGCCAAAGAAGUGAUUACAGAUGUAUGUAAAGUGUGGCUCAAUACACUAAAUUGACACCACAACAAAGAGACAAUGAGAUAUAUGGAUUCUAUCAGAAUCUAAGAAAGUAUCUCAACAAAUAGAACAUACAAUUGAGUGAUGAUCAGAAUGUAGGUGGUUUUCAACUCCAAGCACCCAGAAUUUUUAUGGGAAAUAAAGAAUACUAAACUGAUUAGAGUGGAUUCUUCAUGAUCAAAGACCCUGUAUUCCAAGGAUCUCAUAUUCGAGACUGGUUUAUGGUCUAUCAAUCAAGAGGGAAGAAUGAUGAUGAUGAUGUUGAUUUUCUAGUCUCAGAACUCUAAAAACAAGGGGAUAGAAUUGGAAUCAGAAUUGAGAAACCCUACUAUGUUGUGCUUAAAGACAAUAACAUCUAAAAUUGGAUGUAGAGAUUGACAGCUGAAAUUGGUGACAAACCUCCAUAAUUGAUAGUCACCUUCAUUAAUGAAAAAGAUAAGGAUAGAAUCUAUGGACAGAUGAAGAAGUAUUGUUUUCAGGAACAUGGCAUCAGUCAUCAAAACAUUCUUAGCAAAUUCUUGAAAUCCAAAAAUCCUUCUAGUGUUGCUUCCAAAAUAGCUUAAUAAAUGAGCAUGAAAUUAGGUAAUCCUCUAUGGGCCAUUCCUAAGCCAAAUGGCAUUUCGGAUAAAACCAUGGUCAUUGGCAUCGAUAUCUAUCAUAAACUAUUGACUAAUCGGAGAUCUUGUAUGGGAUUUGUUGCCUAUUUGGAAUCAGAAUGUCUAAAUACAUUUGCCAGACCCAUCAUUAUGAAAGAAGGUCAGGAGAUGUGUCAUGAAGUAGGAAGAAUCACUGUGGAAGCCAUCUCUGCUUAUUUUGAAAGGAAUGGCAAAAAGUAUCUGCCUGAUACGAUCAUUGUGUUUAGAGAUGGAGUUGGCAAUGCUUAAAUUGAAGCACUUAAACAGACUGAAAUACUACAAAUGAAGAAUGCAAUAAGGAGUAUCAAUAAGAAUUACAACCCAUAAUUUGCUGUUAUUAUGAUCAAUAAGAAAAUCAAUGAUCGUUUCUUCAUGGUCAAUGGUGGUGGCGGGUAAAAUCAGUAGAAAUAGACACUUUCCAAUCCUCCUUCGGGUAGUGUCAUCGCAGACAAGAUUACAUCAUCUAAUUUUGACUAUUUCAUCACUGCUCAAUAUGUUACUCAGGGUACUUGCACCCCCACUCAUUAUAGGGUAUUGGAGAACGAUACUAAUUGGAGUGAAGAAUUGUUCUGGUAAUUCACCUAUUAUCAGUGUUUCAAUUAUUAGAAUUGGACUGGAGCAGUUAGAGUGCCUUCUUGUGUGCAAUAUGCUCAUAAGUUAGCUUAUUUAAUUGGAGACACUUAUCAAGGGACCCUUCAUAAACGACUGGCACAUUUAUAAUGUUGUCUAUGA
Paramecium tetraurelia is the source of this 2346-nucleotide messenger RNA. RefSeq lists its product as uncharacterized. The transcript is spliced from 4 exons. NCBI's taxonomy places the organism in Eukaryota, Ciliophora, Oligohymenophorea, Peniculida, Parameciidae. Gene Ontology annotation, biological process: regulatory ncRNA-mediated gene silencing. The record is from RefSeq and is a predicted model, not a curated record. Gene Ontology annotation, molecular function: protein binding; piRNA binding. Gene Ontology annotation, cellular component: P granule.